AGCAGGAUGCCAUUGCCCUGGAGUGAAUCUGCAGGGCAGUGCAGGCAGGGAGGAGCCGAGAGCAGGAAGCUGGACUUCACCAGGAGGAGGGGACCAACAGCGGGUUUUGUUGCUAGUCCAAGGGAACUCAACCCUCCUCCAUGGGGACUUGGUGGGGACAUAGUGGGGCUGCAGAAGGACAAGUUAGGAUCACGUGGCAGCUGGCUUUUCUUGGGAUGCACCCUGGUGUGUCAGGCAGAUUGAAAAGGGAGAGGCUUGUGUCCUGAUCCAGUAGGGCAGCAAAGAUGGCUGAGGAGAAAGUCAUGACAGAGACCUUCCAUAGACCCCCUGAGCAGGAGGAGGGCAGCCAUGGUUAUCUGGGAGCUAGAGAGGGCCUGGCUGUGAUGGGAGAGGACACUGGUCUUGAAUGAGGCUGACGAGUCAGUGGGGGUGGGCAUCUGGGGGAAUGCAGAAUUGGCAUGGGAUUGUGCAGUCACCUGUGUGGGGACAGAUAGGAAUAGCAGCAAGAGUUCCAGGAAUAGGGGGUUUCUCCUGGCUACAGCGUCAGAAAUAAUUCUCACACAGCAGGGAUGACUGAAUUCGAGAAAGGGGCUAGUCUGCUUCACACAAGUCCCCGAGUGGUAUCUAGUCUAUGAAAGCUGAGAGCCAGCCUCCUGUAUGAUCAGUGUAGGACCGCAGAACCAGCCAACAGGAGUUAGGGGCUCAGCUGGAGACUGAGGAGUUGCUGUUGGAGAACUGGGAGGCGGAGCUGGAGCUGACCAGGCCCCAGCACAGCCAGAGUGGGGAAGCGGCUGCCACACUUUCUGCUGAGGUGUCAGCAUGGAGCACAGUGCGGCCUCCGCCCCUGCUACACUGCCGUACUAUGUGGCCUUCUCCCAGCUGCUGGGCCUCACAGUGGUGGCUGUGACUGGUGCGUGGCUGGGUCUGUACCGAGGUGGCAUUGCCUGGGAAGGCUCCCUGCAGUUUAAUGUGCACCCGCUCUGCAUGGUCAUAGGCAUGAUCUUCCUGCAAGGAGAUGCUCUGCUGGUAUACCGCGUCUUCAGAAAAGAGGCCAAACGCACGACCAAGGCCCUGCACGGGCUGCUUCAUGCUGUUGCCUUCAUCAUUGCCCUGGUGGGCUUGGUGGCCGUGUUCGACUAUCACAAGAAGAAGGGCUAUGCUGACCUGUACAGCUUGCACAGCUGGUGUGGGAUCUUAGUCUUUGCUCUUUAUUUUGUGCAGUGGCUCGUGGGUUUCGGCUUCUUCUUGUUCCCUGGAGCUUCGUUCUCUCUGCGGGGCCGUUUCCGCCCCCAGCACAUCUUUCUUGGUGCCACCAUCUUCCUCCUUUCUGUGGGCACAGCCCUGCUGGGCCUGAAGGAGGCGCUGCUCUUCAAGCUUGGGACCAAGUACAGCACGUUUGAACCUGAGGGGGUCCUGGCCAAUGUGCUGGGCCUGCUGCUGAUCUGUUUUGGGGUGGUUGUACUCUACAUCUUGGCUCAAGCUGACUGGAAGCGGCCUUCCCAGGCUGAAGAGCAAGCCCUCUCCAUGGACUUCAAGACACUGACAGAGGGAGACAGUCCCAGUCCCCAGUGACAGCCUUGGGUGCUCCUCCUGGUUCUGUGGGUUCCCAGAUGUCCUUCUGCGCCUCCCUGCAGAGCCUGAGUCUUUAGGUCCAGGAGUGCGGGGCUGCGGUGUUAAUUUGGUGGGGUUCCAGGUUUUGGGGCUGUCCUCUGCGUUCCCUUCCUCGCUUGCAGUUUUUGAUGCAUUCUGUGGCCCAUGUGUGGGCCCUGCCUGUACCCCGUUACCCAUUCACAUGCAGAAAAAUUGGUCAGGGGACCUAGGGGUCAAGCCUGGUCCUGAUCCUUAGAGGAGCUGGACUAUAUAUAGCUCCACCCACCAGGCAGCAGAUGGCUGGGUUGAGCCUGAGGGACUGGCAUGGUAAAGCCAAGACUUCUGCUUGUGCAUUCGACCCAGGAGUCCUAGCAGCUCGGGAAGCACACGCCCUCAGCAGUAGAGCAUGUGAUAUUAUGUGUAAAGUAUGCUGGUGUUCAGAAUAUGGUUCCCCAGAGGGGUUCAGUCCGGCCCCUGAAGGAGCCCUGCCAUGUGGCUUGGCCACAGAACCGGACCUUUCUGUUCUUUAAUUCCUGAGCCUUAAACAGGCUUUUCUGGGAAGAGGAUAGAUGCUCUGGGUGCAGGUACAUACCUGCCCUGGUGGGUGAGGGCGGGGCUGCUGGCAGUGAGGGGCCUCCUGGCCUCCAGCCACCCUGGCAGUUCUUCCUGCCAUGGGGAGUUGAGCCCUGGUUCCUUCUGCAGGCCAGCCCAGGCAGGCUCUCGGAGGAGAGGCCACAUGCCUCCUGGGUUUUUAGAGGGGUCCUGCUGUUUGUCUUGCUCUCCGGGGAGCUGCUGGGGUGCCCUGGCUUGCCUGAAGCAACCAUGGAGGGUCACUGUCCUCCCACAUCUGGGUCCAUCUUUGCUGGACAAUAGGACUGAAUUUAAGAAGAGGAACGGGAUCUGUCUCCUGUGGCAUCUGCACACGGCUUCAACCCCUACUGCCUGUUGUGUUGUUAGCUGAGUCACUGUUUGGCUAGAGUCUAGAAAUAAUGUGAUUAGAGCAAUGAUCUUGUGCUUCUUGGGCUUGGCAAAUGCUCUCUCCUCUUGGUCUUUGAGGAACAUCGUGCUUUGUGACAGAUAUGGUUAACUUAACCAGCCUGACAAUUCCUUUAGGUCAACAGGCUGGCCUUCUGUCAGAUUUCUAGUAACUGUGCCAUUUUUCCUGCUUCGGGCGAUGUCUCUUUCCCCAGAUGUGGUGGAGCCCCUCUCCCUGGGCUGCCCAUCACCCUGGCCCCCCCUUCCAUCUCUCCACUUGUUGAGGUUGGCCUCCAGUUUCAGCUGCAUGUGCCUCAAGGCUAGGGCUCCUACCAGCUCUUUCCUCAGCCGGCACACUUGUGUAGUCAGUGUUUACAUGCGGGAGACUGGUCGUUAGACAAACCAAGACCACUUGAGUCUCCCUUGCCAGACUACACAGAAAAUUAGAACUUAGCCUGUAAACUAGUCUUUUUGCCAAAGUGUGUGAUACAUGACUAAGGACCAAAGAAGGCCCCCAAGCAGAUGUGUGCGGUUUCUUGUUUGCCUGUGGCCUGCCUCCUGUGACGCAGUGUGUUGUUGGUGCAACAGAUGAAUCAAUAAAUGUCUACAGCAGA
Molecule: messenger RNA, 3179 nt
Organism: Mesocricetus auratus (golden hamster)
Lineage: Eukaryota; Metazoa; Chordata; Mammalia; Rodentia; Cricetidae
Product: cytochrome b561
Exons: 7
Coding region: 820-1572 (250 amino acids)
Cellular component (GO): lysosomal membrane
Molecular function (GO): oxidoreductase activity
Source: RefSeq, a predicted model, not a curated record